AUGGGUGUAAAUGAGGCUCCCGAGAAGGAGACCCCUGAGAAGGAGAACACCGAGACCCCCAAGGAGGACACGAUCAAGAAACAGCUUGAAGAGUCACAAAAAGCCAACGAAAAUGACACCCAGGCGUUGUUCGACAUCUACGUCUACGAUGAAACAUCCAACACGGCCAAGAUGGAAAAAUUCGUCAACCUUGGAAGCAUCAAAAACAUUGAGGGCAGCAAGCUUAAGGAUAUCCGGAGCAUGCUUAUUAGCCAGAAUGCGUUGACAUUUAGACAGAAAGGAAGCUCAUUCUGCAACAAGGUUGGAGCUCAAGCCAAUGAGGACUUGAGCUUCACCGAGUACAUGGAGUCCCUUGGUCGUGGCGCGGAAGCGUCAACUGACACCAAGGGAGGCGAUGAAGAUCAAUCGGUCAAUACAGCCAGCACCCAGGGCAGUAAAACAGGCCCAAAAAAAGAAGUCUUCGCUGUCUAUCUCAAGUCCCGCCGACUCCCUACCGAGGUGGAUGAGACGACAAAGGAAUUCAUGAAGCAGAAGCUGGAACUUGAGCUAAAACAAGCGGAACUUGGAGCAACAGUCAGGCCCGACCUCCUUACCAGCUCUUACAACCACGGUGACUUUAUGGCUUCACCUGCUGGUGGUAGCGUGACCCAUCCGGCCGAUAUGACCCAGAGAGAUUGGAACGUAGUCAUACAGACCAACUCUUUACUCAAUGGUAGCUACGUUAGACAGCCAUCGGCGGGAGUCCCCAAAAAAGUUGAGCGUGCCAUGUAUCCAGCAUUUCAAUUAAAGCCGCGCCUAUUCCGUGACUAUGAGGUGGCGCUUGAUAGCAAGGAUAUCAAGCCACCUGAGCAAAUGCUGCGUAUCCCUCGAUAUAGGGUUGAGGAUGAUUCUUAUGUGGAGGUGUCGGAGAAUAAAUCCUCUGUAGCGUCAGCGAUUGCUUCAAGCUCCCUUUCUGAAAUCGCCGCAGAGGUUGCUGUUGGGGGAGGAGCUUUUGGCUACAGCGCCGGUGCUAAGGCUUCAUACAAAAAUGAAGAAAAAUCAGCCGACUCCACUUCAAGCCGGCAGGAUGAAAACCAUAUGACUAUUACUUACAAUUUCCCCCGUGUGGUUGUCCAACUGGAUGAAGACAGCCUGGAGCUUUCGGAAGAGUGCGCGGCAGACCUGAAGCAUGUCAAGGACAGCGCUUCUUUGGAAGCGUUCAAAACCAAAUACGGUACCUUUUUCGCAUGCCGUGUAGAACUUGGAGGGCGGCUUCACUCCUCAGAAAACUCAAAGGCGCUGGGCAGUGGAUCUGUGGAGGAGAAGUCCAAGGCCAUGAAAGUCGCCGCGAGUUUGUCAUUCUCUUCACCCUACGUUCAGGCGGCUGCGAGUGCCAGCUAUGGAAAUUCUAACGCCAACAAGACUGAGAAUAGCUCGAGCUCUCUUAACAGCAGCAUGACCUGGGAGGCUAAAGGGGGUGAUACUUUGUUAUGCAAUAACCCCCCAGCCUGGUGUAGUACCGUGGCGUCCUUCUACAACUGGCGUGUUGCCAAGCAAGAAAACCUUCUCUCGAUUGAAGAGCUUAUUUCCAGGACAGACGGAAACAAGGCUGUCAAGCCCCUGUUUGACAGCAUCAUGACCCCGACGAAAGAUAAGCCCGAAUCGCCCAAGGUGGCAGAGGGUUCGCAUGUGGUCUGCUUCCUGGGUAAAGGCACUAGUCAAUAUAUGACCAUGCGAGAGGAACCGGGUCCUGAUCAUACAAUCGGUUCACUUGUUGGUAACGAAGUGGGCGAACUCCAAGCUCAACGACGUUCAUGGUCUGUUACCCCAGCCCAAAACGCAUGGCUCACAGGAUUGCAAACGAAAACCUGUCGCCCGCUUGUGAUGAGUGAGGGGAGAUAUACUGGAUCUCAAAACUUCGAACUUCAUGGAUUAAUCAAUACCUCAACUGGACGUAAGAGGCUCCAAGACGGCGCCAGUUAUAAGGUGUGGAACAAAUUCGCAAAUGGAUGGAUUCAGGGUAGUGAAUGCUGCCCUGGACUCUAUGAAAAGUCCUUCCUCCAUGAAAAUGCCGAGCAGGGGGCCGCUUACAUCAAGGUGCGGUCUGUCACGCCGUUUGAAGCGUCGGAUGUUCUCCGUCAAGAAGAUGAAGUCAUCCUGGAGAUGUACGAUGAGAGUGGAACGCUGCUUGGCCCAGUCAAGGAACUGUCAGAUAAAGCACUUUUUAGGGAACCGCCAGGGAAUGUGCUUGGUACAGACCGAAGCGGCGGUGCAAAGGUGUUUAUCCUCCGCUUUCAGGACUAG
This is a messenger RNA of Aspergillus chevalieri, 2283 nucleotides long. RefSeq lists its product as uncharacterized. The transcript is spliced from 15 exons. NCBI's taxonomy places the organism in Eukaryota, Fungi, Ascomycota, Eurotiomycetes, Eurotiales, Aspergillaceae. The coding region runs from base 1 to 2283 and encodes 760 amino acids. The record is from RefSeq and is a predicted model, not a curated record.